Aspergillus sclerotioniger CBS 115572 is the source of this 1032-nucleotide messenger RNA. RefSeq lists its product as uncharacterized. Bases 1 to 1032 code for a protein of 343 amino acids. The record is from RefSeq and is a predicted model, not a curated record. The transcript has a single exon. Lineage: Eukaryota; Fungi; Ascomycota; Eurotiomycetes; Eurotiales; Aspergillaceae.
AUGUCCAACCCGUACCCGAUUCGCAGUCCGCUCGACCCCAAUGGAGAUGAAUCCAAGAAGGACUACUCAUACACGAACCCACUGUCGAGCAGUGGCAGCGACUUCCCUUGCAAGGGAUACGCCAAGGAUCCCUUUCGAUCAGUAGCCACUUAUUCGCCUGGAGGAGAGUAUGACUUGGAACUACAGGGCAGCGCGACGCACGAAGGUGGCUCCUGCCAGGUCUCGCUCUCCUAUGACCAGGGAGACAACUUCCAGGUCAUCCAUUCCAUGCUGGGUGGAUGUCCCCUGACGGAGAGCUACAAGUUCACUAUUCCCUCGGACGCUCCCACCGGAGAUGCACUGUUGACCUGGACAUGGUUCAACAAAGUGGGCAACCGCGAGAUGUACAUGAACUGUGCCCAGGUCACCAUCGGCGACUCCGAUGAUAGCCACAGCGCCAAACAAAAGCGAGACAGCUUCAGCAGCCUGCCACCCAUCUUCAUUGCCAAUGUCAACGGACCGGGCCAAUGCACGACCACCGAGGGUGAUGAUGUCAACUUCCCUCUGCCCGGUCCAUCAGUGGAGGGCAGCGUGAGCGGCACGGGCUACAACUGCACGGGCACUGCUCCUUUCCUAGGCUCUGGCAGCUCCGGCUCCGGGUCCAGCUCGAGCUCGAGCUCGGGAAGUUCACACUCGGCCGCGAGCAGUAGCUCCACCGGCCACUCCACCACUUCCACUACAUCCAAAUCUACCAGCUCCACAACCAAGACCGGAACAAAGGCAGCCACCCCGGCUUCCUCGUCCGCCAAUGCGCCUGCCAUGGUGGCAUCUUCCUUUGGAAGCCAAUCCGCGCGCCUUAUGAGCCACCCAACUGCGGUAUCAGCAGACGGCACUGAACGUUUCACACCGGGCAAGCCCUGUGUCGACGGGGCCAUCAUUUGCGGUCCGCAAGGAACAUCCUGGUCCAUGUGCAGCAACGGACGUCCAGUCCACAUGGGUGCUGUGGCCGCGGGGACGUACUGCGAGCAUGGUGAGAUCCAUGCUCUGUUCUAG